This is a messenger RNA of Epinephelus fuscoguttatus (brown-marbled grouper), 4611 nucleotides long. RefSeq lists its product as uncharacterized. Gene Ontology annotation, molecular function: GTP binding. The transcript is spliced from 8 exons. The coding region runs from base 109 to 3366 and encodes 1085 amino acids. The record is from RefSeq and is a predicted model, not a curated record. NCBI's taxonomy places the organism in Eukaryota, Metazoa, Chordata, Actinopteri, Perciformes, Serranidae.
GUUGUCGACUGGGAGUCGACAUGUACUGAAGUUGUCUGCAGGAGAGACAUAUCUCAGUGACUACGGAACAAACAGUACACAGAGAAGACGAUACAUGAUCGAUUGACCAUGAGUGAGCAGUUGAGAGGGAGCCCCUAUGGGUCCUCGACCCAAGAGCUGAGACUUAUUCUUUUGGGAAACAUUGGAUGUGGCAAGACCUCUUCGGCGGACACUAUCCUUGGCCAGCUGUCACCCAUCUCUCCCACUGCCUCCAGGAGCUGCCAGCUGCGACAGGGCAUCUCUGAGGGCAGGGGUUUGACUGUGGUGGAGGCGCCGAGAUGGUACUGGACCGGCGGGAAGAUGGAGGAAAGUGUCAGGGAGGAGACGGAGCGAGCGAUGACGCUGGUUACACCAGGCCCACAUGCUAUUUUGCUGCUGGUUCCUGUUGGCCAAUUCACAGAGAUGGAGUGUCGUGUGCCUGCAGAGCUGGAGGAGGCAUUUGGGGAGGAGGCGCUGGAUCACACCCUGGUCCUGCUGACCUGUGGGGACUAUUUGAUGGGAAGAACACUGGAGGAAUACCUGCAGAAAGAACACCCAGGCCUGAGGCAGAUGAUUGAGAGCUGUGGGGGAAGGUGCCAUGUCUUCAAUAAUCGUCAGCGUCAGGACAGGGAGCAAGUCCGGGAGCUGCUGGAUAAGGUGGACAACAUGGUGAAGAGAAAUGGGGUAUACUAUAUGAGAACAGCCCAGGAGAGAGAAUUGGAGAAACGAGUGAAAGAGAGAAAGCGGGAACUUAUGGAAACAUACAGAGCUCAGAGAAGAGAGCCCGUCGCUUCAACACACAUCUUAAACACAGAAACACGAAGGAGUGUGGAUCGUGUGGAUAGAGGAGAGGAGUACAGCACCAUCUUGGAGAGGAGGAGAGAAGAGAGGCAUGAAACAGAGGAAAGUGUGGGUGUGAGGCAAAGAUCUAACGGGCUUCAUUCAACUCCAGCACCAGAGCAACAGUCCUUUUCAGAGCCGCAUGAUGACAGACAAUUCAAGAGGACUCCCAGCUUCAAAUUAAAUGCAGAUGGAGCUAUACUCUCACAAAUGUCUGAGGGUAAAUCAACUCCCAAAGUGGUCACUACUUUACAUCACAGAAUGAACAGCUUUGAAGAGAGAUCCCCUGAGGCAUCUCCGACCUCCUCUCCUUAUUCGCCUGUCUUUACCUCUUCCCCCUCCUCGCCAACCUUUACCUCCUCUUCCACCUCAUUCCCCGGAUCCUCUUCUCCCACCUCAUACCCCAGAUCCUCUUCUCCCACCUCAUUCCCCAGAUCCUCUUCUCCCACCUCAUUCCCCAGACCUUCUUCUCCCACCUCAUACCCCAGAUCCUCUUCUCCCACCUCAUACCCCAGAUCCUCUUCUCCCACCUCAUUCCCCAGACCUUCUUCUCCCACCUCAUUCCCCAGAUCCUCUUCUCCCACCUCAUUCCCCAGAUCCUCUUCUCCCACCUCAUUCCCCAGACCUUCUUCUCCCACCUCAUUCCCCAGAUCCUCUUCUCCCACCUCAUACCCCAGAUCCUCUUCUCCCACCUCAUUCCCCAGAUCCUCUUCUCCAACCUCAUUCCCCUCGUCCUCCUCAUCUUCUUCAUCCUCUCCGGAGCUGCGUCUGGUGCUGCUUGGGCGAUCUGGAUCAGGGAAGAGUGCAGCUGGCAACAGCAUACUGGGGCGGGAGGUGUUUGAGUCAUGCCCAGACAGCCUCACAGCAGUCACUCAGGAGUGUGAGAAAAAGAAAUCCAUGGUUGAGGGAAGACAGGUGGCAGUAGUGGACACCCCAGACUGGUACAAUUCAGAGCGAGCUCCAGAUGAGGUGCGAGCUCAGAUCUCCUCCUGUGUUGCUUUGUCCAGCCCCGGCCCUCAUGCCUUCCUCAUGUGCGUCCCCUUAGACCAGCCUGCAAAGACCGAACUGAAGGCUCUCGAGGCCCUUGAGAAUGUUUUUGGCCCAGAGGCGGUCCAGAGACAUACUAUUCUCCUCUUUACUUACGCAGAUAAACUGAGGGAGAGUGGGAAGGCAGGCAGUGACAGCGUGGAGGCAUACAUUGCUGGUCAACGGGGGGAUUUGUUAAAGCUCGUGGAGAAAUGCGGGGACAGGUUUCAUGUGAUGGAGACGGGAGGAGGUUGGAGGGAGAGGAGGAACGUGGCAGAGCUGCUAGAGAAGGUGGAGCAGACAGUGAAGGAAAGUGGAGGACAGUGUUAUUCUCAUCCUGCUUUUCAAGAGGCAGAGACCAAAUUGAGGCAGAGACAGGUGCAGCUAGCAAGGGAGAGAAGGGGAGAAAUAGUGGAGCAAGACAGACUGGCAGACGUUAAACAGCUCAGCUCUGAAAGGCGGGUUCUCUAUCCAUAUAUGCAGACUGUGGCUGAGGCAGAGGAGGAAGUGUUAGAGGAUGAGAUUGAGAAAACAAGGGAUGAGGCAGAGAUGAGUGUAAAAACAAUGAAUAAUGAGAGCCUUCCUCCUAUUACACGUUCCACCAUGUCCCCUUCACUUCUUCGUUCCAUUAUGGAGAAAAUGGAGUCCAGUGCAAAGAUGUUACCCAAACUUUUGGCAGAUAGCUCUGUGUGGGUUGGUGAGGGAGCAAAGAAGGUGAAAGAUAGUCCGGUGUGGGGGACAGUCGGCACUAGAGCAAAAAAUGUCCAGAAGACUGUGGCUGAUAGUCCUGUGUGGGGGAAGGUGGGAGCUGGUGCUGGACAUGUGUCCAAACUAGUAGGAGAUAGAGUUCCCAAGUCAGUGGUGGAUGGUUCUGCUUGGGUGGGAUCUGGAGCAAAGGCAGUAGCAGCUAGUCCAGUUUGGGGAAAAGUUGGUUCAGGGGCCAAAUCAGGGGCCAAAAUAGUGGCGGAAAACUCCAUGCGUGUCGGAUCUGGGAUUGGAGCCGGGGCAAAGAAUUUGGCGCAGAGUCCUGUGUGGGGAAAAGUAGGAUCUGGGGCCAAAACUGGAGCUAAAAUGAUGGCUGACGGCUCUGUGCGACUUGGAGCUGGAAUUGGUGCUGGUGCAAAGAAGGUGGCGCAGAGUCCAGUGUGGGGGCAGAUAGGCUCUGGGGCAAAAUCAGGGGCCAAAAUGGUGGCUGAGAGCCCAAUGUGGGAGAAAAUUGGGAAUACUGCUAAACAGGUGCCCAAGGUAGUCAUAGGGGGCGCAGUGCUGGGUCUGGUGCUUGGUGUGCUUUUGGGGGGGGUGAUUGGCGGAGCAAUCGGGGCAGCUGCUGGAUCUGCGGUAACUGAGGUGGGCAGACGAAAAUUCAGCAACAAAGACACUUUAGAAAAGACGGAUGAAGCUGCAAAAAAUGUGGCAAGAACAGUGAAUGAUAGAAUUGACUCUCUGGUAAAGCAAGGAGAGAAAGUAUUGAAAACUGAAUGAACAGCUGAAUGGUUCAUGUAUAUAAAAUGUAAAACACAUGUAAAAACAUUAAGUUGUGAAUUAGUACCAUCAAAGUGCAUAAUUCAAAAACAGCGACACAUAUAUUUGUUUAUUUUGACAGAUUGACGAUGUGUGAAACAUACACUUUUCUAUUAAUCUUUCUUUCUGUACUAAUAGACUGCAUGUUACAGGACUCAUUUCAGAAUACUUGUGUCAAAAUGUAUUAACUAUUAUAUAAACAGAUGCCUUAAGACGAAUCCAAACUAUAAUUUUUUUCCAUUAUUUUCUUAAAGGUCCAGUGUGUUGGAUGUCUGAAUAGGCAAUAAUGAAAUGUAAAAUAAUGUUUUUGUUAGCGUGUAGUCAUCGGAAAAUAAGAAUCAUGUUUUUGUUACCUUAGAAUGAGCCGUUUAUAUCUACAAAGGGAGUGGGUCCUCGUUCAUGGAGUCUGCCUUGUUGCACCACCAUGUUCUACAGCAGCCCAGACCAAACACUGGCGCGUUUUUGUGUUGGCCACCAUAGUUGGCAGCCUCUCAGCGACGAGCAGUGUUGAGAAAAAUCCAGAUUCUAUAAUGUGAAACUGCUUUAUUUAGUGUUUUGCCAGUUUAAAAUGCUGGGUCUGUUUAUUAUGAAAUGGAGGAGACCUCUGCAGACAAUCGGCUCCUGCUAAAGACCUCCUGAAUGUCUUGAUCAGAAAUAAGGUGUACACACAUUAGCAGGUGCUGGGCAAGCAGCCCAUCUCUGACACGCUUAGACACUGAUUUGUAAUGUAAAACUGCUUCAUUCAACUUUUUUUUUUUAAACUGUUAUUAAUCACCUGGUCUCUGUGCUUUGGAGAGGAAGAGACCUCUGCUGAUAAUUCGGCUCCUGGUGAAAACCUCCUGAUGCCACUGAACUCCCCUAAAUCGUACACACUGGACCUUUAAGUUUCCUUCCAGCAGCUUAUAAAUAAAGUUGGGUGUGAUGUUUUUUCAAAGGCUGAAUGUCACUCACACUAAAUGGUAUGUUCUAGAUAUGAUUUUGACAAAAUGAACUUGGCUAAACUUGGCUAAAUUGAUUUUGUUUGUGCAAGUGACAAACACUUAGGUGUUUGUCCUAUAUACUGUUUGCAAGAUGUCAUUCUGUAAGAAAAUAGAAAAUAUUUUGAACCUAUGAUUUAUUGUAAUUUCCUUUUCAUUUCUUAAUGUCCGAAUACUGUGCUACAGGUGCUAGUAGUGCCUAAUAAAAAACAGAACAUUCAUUACAAAA